AUGAACAUUUCCCAACUUAGAAUGACACCAACAGGCAGAGCAACCCUCCUCUAUCCAGAUUUACGUCUCUGAAUUACAAAAGAAAACCCCAAACUGGGAACUGCAAAGGGACUGUAGGUGGAAGACACAACCGGAAUGGAUGAAUGUGAGAGUCUGGACUCGGAGGUGGCAGCGCUGCAGGGGUUCCAGAGUGAGCCUUCAGAGGCCGUCAGCCAGGACGAUGAGGACGAGCUAGAGGAACUGCAGAAAAGUCUACGAGAGGUUGUCCAGGACCAGUCGGUGAAGCCCAAAGUCCAGUGCCUCAUGGUAGAUCCAUCGUUCUCCAUGGUAACGGUCCAGAGCGAGGACAGUGGCAUUGUUUGGGAAACGGCCUCUAGUCGCUGCUCUACCCCGUGGGCGUCCGAGACCAGUUCCAUCUCCGAAGCCUACAGCAUGGAGGGCUCUGGAGCUGCAGGGAAGAUCACCGUUGUCUUCGAUGAGGAGAAAGUAGUGCGAAGGAGAACAAGGUCUGGAGGGAGAAGCAGCAGGCUGGGCGACAGGCUCAGCCGACCUGGCAGCUCGAGAUCUGCCUCAGCUCUGGGGGUGGAGAGGCCGGAGAUGGCGGAGGUGUCUAUUCCCAACAUCAAACAGGAGGAAACGGAAAAGGAGCCGGACCUGGAGGAUAUUAAAAGCAAAGAUCAGCAGCUGUUCAGUUUGAUUUCAGAGGGUUAUGAGAUUCUCAACAUCAGAGUGCCUUCCAAACUUCCCACUGUGGACGAGGAGGAGAGCACAGAGCUUCAGGACAAUCUGACCUAUCUGGACCAGACCCCUCAGAUCAGGUCUCGAGACCCCCAUGACUGGACACAGCAACAGCAAGUCCCGCUGGAGGAGGAGGAAGUGUUGGAGCCUCUGAAGCAGGACUUGACCCCGAUGCCAGCAGACACAGAGCUUCAGAAAGACAGUCACAUUGAUUACUUUGAGAAGUUCACCCUUUUGGAUCACGUGGUUCCUGGAAAGGAGGCUGCAGAACUACAGAAGGCUGCAGAAGAACAGCCAGCAGUGACAGUCCAAGUAGAGAAGAAACAGGAGCAGGAGCCUGCCAAAGAUAGCUCGCCUGCUUCAGAGGAGUCUUUUGUCUUUGUUACAGAUGUGGAAAUAGUGGGAGAACAUCUGGAUGAGGUCUUCUAUGGAGAAGGUCCUCCUGCUGAUGCUCUGCAGAAGAGAGAAGAUGAAGAAGAAGAAGCCAGAAUGAGAAUGAGACGGGAAAGCCUGAGAUCAGGGAAGAGUGGUUCAGUGUUGUUUGAGAAGGAGGAGACCACCCUUACUCCGAUCUAUAUCUCCUCAGGACCUCCAAAGAUCAUUGACCCCAUCCUGCUGGAGGAGCCCACCGCCAUGUCCUUCAUGUACUCUGACCUUUACGAGGAUGCCGUAGGCGAGAGGAGGAGAAGCGACGAGGAAUACUCUGAGGCAGAAAGCGUUGCGUCGGAGAAAUCUUAUAGGAGACGUUUGUCAGAUUCAGACGAGGCAGACGGGUACCUGGAGAAGUUUAUUCUGAAGGACGAAACACCCACAGCAGAGGCCCGACCGGAGUCUGUGGAGGACAAAACCGAGGGCAGGAUGAUGUGGCCGCAGAAUAAGUUUGACAUGACAGGAUGUCUAAUAAGAGCGGAUGAAGAAGACGCUGAAGAAAAGAAGAAGACAGAGGAACCUGAACAGAAAGAAGAUACCGUUACAGGUAACGAGAGGCAGGAAACACACCUUCCAACUGACACUGAGGAGGUAGAGGUGUCCGAAAAAUCAUCUCAGGAUUCUAAAGCGAGAGAGGAUCAGACAGAGGAAAUCAGUUAUGCAGUAAUAAGAGACCAGAGAGAUGCUCUGGAGAGCAGAACCGAUGAAAAGCUAGAGAAACCAGGGACGAGUGAGCAGCAUCACAGCUCUUCUGAUUGUGAGCAGCCAAGUCAGGCUCCAGAGGAGACAGCAACAAAAGCACCUGUGAACACAGAGGCAUCAGCGUCUUUGAUUAAAUCUGAAAUACAGUCAGAAACCACUGAGAAGGCCGAGUCUGUGGAGACAGUCGCUGAAGUUAAGAUGGCAGCAAGUGAUGAGAAGGUUGUAACAGAAACAGGUUCGGUCCAAGAACCUGAGACUGAGGAAACGCUGACUUCGUCUGACAAAGAGACACCAAGUGAAACAUUCCUGUGUGAGGAGCAAGAAGCAGCGGACGCCGCUCCAGAAGAAGUUGGACCCGUGGAGGUCAUCGCUGACUGUGAUUCAGCCGUUCACGCGGUCAUUGAAGUGAAAGAAAAAGCCGUGAGAGAGAAAGAGGUACAAACCCAAGUUCACAUAGAUCUGAAAGAAAUAACAGAUGUUGAAACAGCAGAUGUUCGUGAGGGAGAUAAAGGACAUGAAGCGCUCAGAGUGGAAGUCACAGAGAGCAGGUUGCCUGAGUUCCUGACAGAAACUGAUCAAGAGUCAGAGAUGAAAGCUGGGAUUUCAAGUGGAGUAAACAAACCUGAGACACCAGAAAGCAUCAGUACAGACUCACACAAGAAACAUGAUGAGAUCCAUCAGUUUGAGCAACAUCUGCAAGAAAGGUCAGAGCUCAUAACUGAAGCCAAAGCCCCAGAAGUCAGCAGAGCUCCGGUUCACGACGUGAUGAAGAGAGGCGAUGAUUUAAUCCUCCUGGUCCCCAAAGGACAAGCUGUGGAAAUGGACGUCAGUAUUGGUCAGGGGUGGGACAAGACUGCGAGCGUCGUGGUCGCGCUCCCUGAACCUGUCAGCGCACAGGACGACACAGCAGCACACGAGAGGCCGCCAGUGGAGGAAACAAAGCCAGAGCCUCCACUGGAAACAGAACCAGGAGAAGAAGGAGGCGUGAAUGACUUGGACCGGAUGAGCUCAGCCCCAGCAUCCGCCGUGGAGGCUGAGUCGGAGGAGCGGAGGGCCAGGAGCUAUGUGGAAGGAGACGAGGAGGCCUUUGUCCCUCUGAGGAGCUUUACUCCCCAACAGGAUUUGUUUGGACUCCAGAGAGAGGCUGCGCAGUCAGAAGGCGCCGCUGGAGAAGAGGAGGAAGAAAGUGAUCAGGUGGAGGACGCCCCAGAAGCAAAGAUCAUGCAGGAGGUACGUUCAGAUGGUGACGUUCACAGAGAGGAUGUCGGGCUGAAGAUGGAGGAGGAGGAGGCGCCAACAGAGGCUCCAGAGGCGCCCAUCGAGCUUGAAUAUGAGGUGAUCUACACACAGGAAGCAAAGGACACAGCAGAGUCUGAAGUGCACCGAGACACAGAGGAAUCAGGACGCGAGUCUGGUCUGGACAGAGAGGAGAGGGUGGAGGUGGAGGUGGAGCGGGCGAUGGAGCUGCCCCCUGAAGAGGAGCUCAAUGAAGAUGACUAUGACAUCAUCGACGCGGAGGAGGAGAGCCAGGCCCGUCUGGCUGCUGAGCUGCUGGGGAUGGACUGGUUCUGCGUCCCGUGUGGGCGUCUGCUGUCACGGGACGACACGGCGCGCGAGGACCACCACGGCCACGAGGUGAAGACAGUGGACAACGUGUACGAGCAAGUCAAGGAGAAGCUGUCUGACUGGAUCUCGGAGCUUCAGGGGAAGUCAGAGAACAUCGAGGACCUGGUGUCAGAGCUGGAGCUGGCCUACAACUCUGUAGAGGACCUGUGCGCGGAGAGCGACGCGGCCAUGAAGGCGCAGAAUGAGGAGAUGAUGUCGCUGGUGAUGGAGCAGUACAACGCCAUGUCCGUGGGCAUGGAGGAGGAGAAGAAGGCCAAGCUGGAGCAGCUGUACGACCAGAUCGUCUCCUUCCAGGAGAGCAUAGACUCGGCCAAGGCCACGCUGGAGACGGCGUCCAGAGAGGCUGACGCCGAUGCAUGUUCACCUGAAGACAUCUACUCAAGGCUUAAAGCCGCUCUCGACUCCACUAUGUCCCUGGAGCUGGGCCCCAAAGGGUUGCUGGUGUUCGAGGACUACGCCAAAGGCAACACUUCCGGCUGUCACUUUGCGCAGCGCAAGGGAAUCCCAGUCCCCCAGAGGCCCAGUCUGCAGCCCCAGGAGCCAGGCUCAGCCACCAGCACCAGCGUCACUGUCUACUGGAAGGUCAACCCUGAAGACAUCAUAGACUGCUUCCAGGUGUACUGCAUGGAGGAUCCGCGGGGAGCGGUGUCAGAAGAGUACCGCGUGACGGUGAAGGAGAGCUACUGUGUCCUGGAGGAGCUGGAGCCUGACAGGAAGUACAAGGUGUGGGUGAUGGCUGUCAACUACACGGGCUGCUCCCUGCCCAGCGAGAGGCUCUCCUUCACGACCGCGCCGUCGGUGCCGGCGAUCGACACGGAGCGCUGCACUGUGCUGUGGGACUCGGCCACGCUGAGGUGGAGCUCGGCGGCAGCCGCCUCGCAGACCUACACUCUGGAGUACUGUCGGCAGUAUGAACUGGAGGGGGAGGGCCUCAGGUCCGUCUCAGGCAUCAGAAGCUGCGAACACAAGGUUCUUCUGCAGCCAAACGAGAAUUACCUGUUUUACAUCAAAGCUGUGAACGAGGCCGGAGCCAGCGAACAGAGCGAGGCGGCGCUCGUUUCCACCAAAGGAACGAGGUUCCGCCUGCUGAGAGCCACCGCUCACCCUGCCCUGGAGCUGUCCACGGAUGAGACCACCGUGCACUAUUCCCAGGACGCAGCUCAAAACGCGGCCCUCGCAGACGGACAGUGUCCUUCUGUCCUGGGCGAGUUGUUUCCGGCACGAGGGAGCUACUACUGGGAGGCCACGGUGUCCGAAUGCGCGGCUUACAGGCUCGGGGUCACGUGCAGCACCGCUGGCAGGAGCAGCUCGCUGGGGGAGGACGGAGCGUCGUGGUGCUUGCAGCGCGUCCCUUCGCCGUCAGGCUGCCGGUAUCAGCUGCUCCACCACGACGUCCAGGCCAGCGUGUGGGUGGUGGACGCCCCCGAGCGGGUGGGCACUCUGCUGGAUUACCAGCGCGGUCGCCUGUCCUUCUACAACGCCCACAGCGGACAGUUGCUCGGCAGCUUCAGCCAGCGCUUCACGCAGCCCUGCCGCCCGGCUCUGGCCCUGGAGAUGCCGGGCAGACUGGGGGUCCGCAUGGUCCCGGAGCUGCCGGAGUUCGCCAGAGAGAGUUAGCUGGGGAGUCGGCGGUUCGUGUAGGUUUGAAUGGAUGCUUACUUUAUAAUAAUUAAAAAAACGGGAUUCCUAAGUGGAAAUUAGAAAAUGCAAAUAUCACAUUACAAAACACAAAUGUAAUUGGCUCCCGUUUAUUUAUAGAAAACCUGAUGAAUGUUUGGUGUGGUUUAAGUAAUAAUUAUGAAUUGAAUAUAAAAUCAACAUGUUAUCUUUUUAGCAACUAAAGUGCAAUUGAUUGAGGUGUGACAUAAAACCUGCAGUUAAUGGUUAAAGAGAUGAAUGUCCUUUUAGUUUAACCAGAAAGGAAGUGAAACGUUUUCUAAUUUUGUAUGCUGAUUUAACUGUUUUGUACUGUUUUGUAAAGGGUUUGUGAUGUAUUGAUUUUCACUUGAUAUUUUUAACUAUUUAAAGUAGCACUUUGAACAUUGUGUAUAGGUCUAUUUGUGUAAAUAACCUUUGUAAAGUGAUGUGCUCCACAUUUUGUAACAUGUGACUGACAGUAAAUCCAAAAAGCAACAUUUUC
Betta splendens (Siamese fighting fish) is the source of this 5635-nucleotide messenger RNA. It is a transcript of the gene cmya5, whose product is annotated as cardiomyopathy associated 5. NCBI's taxonomy places the organism in Eukaryota, Metazoa, Chordata, Actinopteri, Anabantiformes, Osphronemidae. Gene Ontology annotation, molecular function: protein binding. Bases 136 to 5112 code for a protein of 1658 amino acids. The record is from RefSeq and is a predicted model, not a curated record. The transcript has 14 exons.